AGGGUUGCCUGACUUAAAGGAACAGGCUCCCCACCCAUUCCUCAAGCUCCUCCAAGCCGCCCCCUCCAGUCUUUGAUCUGUCUCCCUGUCCUGAGGACCUCUCCCUCCUGAGGCCACCAUUGGGCCUUUUCUCAGUGGCCCCUGAGUGCUCUCUCAGCAUGAACUGCGUGUCAGAUUUCUUCACCUACGAGACCACCAAGUCAGUGGUUGUGAAGAGCUGGACCAUUGGGGUCAUCAACCGGGCAGUCCAACUUUUGAUCAUCUCCUACUUCGUGGGGUGGGUGUUCCUGCACGAGAAGGCUUACCAGGUACGGGACACAGCCAUUGAGUCCUCCGUCGUAACCAAGGUCAAGGGCUUUGGACGCUAUGCCAACAGAGUCAUGGACGUGUCAGAUUAUGUGACCCCACCCCAGGGCACCUCUGUCUUUGUCAUCAUCACCAAGAUGAUAGUUACUGAAAACCAGAUGCAAGGAUUCUGCCCAGAGAGCGAGGAGAAGUACCGCUGUGUAACAGACAGCCAGUGCAGGCCUGAGCGCUUCCCGGGUGGGGGCAUCCUCACCGGCCGCUGCGUGAAAUACAACUCUGUGAUCCGGACCUGUGAGAUCCAGGGCUGGUGCCCCACCGAGGUGGACACGGUGGAAAUGCCUGUCAUGAUGGAAGCCGAGAACUUCACUAUUUUCAUCAAGAACAGCAUCCGUUUCCCCCUCUUCAACUUUGAGAAGGGAAACCUUCUACCCAACCUGACAGCCGCCGACAUGAAGAAGUGCCGCUUCCACCCUGACAAGGCCCCCUUCUGCCCCAUCUUGCGGGUGGGGGACGUGGUCAAGUUUGCCGGGCAGGAUUUUGCCAAACUGGCCAGCACGGGCGGAGUCCUUGGCAUCAAGAUCGGCUGGGUGUGUGACCUGGACAGGGCCUGGGACCAGUGCAUCCCCAAAUACUCCUUCACCCGGCUGGACAGCGUUUCUGAGAAGAGCAGCGUCUCCCCAGGCUACAACUUCAGAUUCGCCAAGUACUACAAGUUGGAGAACGGCAGUGAGUACCGCACACUCCUAAAGGCUUUCGGCAUCCGCUUCGACGUGCUGGUGUAUGGGAAUGCUGGCAAGUUCAACAUCAUCCCCACCAUCAUCAGUUCCGUGGCAGCCUUCACCUCUGUGGGAGUGGGGACAGUCCUCUGUGACAUCAUCCUGCUGAACUUCCUCAAGGGGGCCGACCACUACAAAGCCAAGAAGUUUGAGGAGGUGGACGAGACGAUGCUGAAGGUCACCGCCUCGGCCAACACAGUGUACCCCAGCGACCAGACCACUGAGGAGAAGCAGUCCACAGAUUCGGGGGCCUACUCCAUCGGCCACUAGGGCCUCUUCCCAGGGCCCCAUUG
Suricata suricatta (meerkat) is the source of this 1375-nucleotide messenger RNA. RefSeq names its product purinergic receptor P2X 3 (gene P2RX3). The transcript has 12 exons. The record is from RefSeq and is a predicted model, not a curated record. The coding region runs from base 159 to 1352 and encodes 397 amino acids. Gene Ontology annotation, molecular function: purinergic nucleotide receptor activity; ATP binding; extracellularly ATP-gated monoatomic cation channel activity. Gene Ontology annotation, cellular component: nuclear inner membrane; plasma membrane. Lineage: Eukaryota; Metazoa; Chordata; Mammalia; Carnivora; Herpestidae. Gene Ontology annotation, biological process: monoatomic cation transmembrane transport; response to ATP.